AUGGAGGCUGGUGAGCAGGGGGAUAGGGGCUGGGGAAUAGAGAGCCAGGGACAAGAGGUGGAGGCUGGGGAGCAGGGGGAUAGGGGCUGGGGAAUAGAGAGCCAGGGACAGGAGGUGGAGGCUGGGGAGCAGGGGGAUAGGGGCUGGGGAAUAGAGAGCCAGGGACAGGAGGUGGAGGCUGGGGAGCAGGGGGAUAGGGGCUGGGGAAUAGAGAGCCAGGGGCAGGGGAUGGAGGCUGGGGAGCAGGGGGAUAGGGGCUGGGGAAUAGAGAGCCAGGGACAGGAGGUGGAGGCUGGGGAGCAGGGGGAUAGGGGCUGGGGAAUAGAGAGCCAGGGACAGGAGGUGGAGGCUGGGGAGCAGGGGGAUAGGGGCUGGGGAAUAGAGAGCCAGGGACAGGAGGUGGAGGCUGGGGAGCAGGGGGAUAGGGGCUGGGGAAUAGAGAGCCAGGGACAGGAGGUGGAGGCUGGGGAGCAGGGGGAUAGGGGCUGGGGAAUAGAGAGCCAGGGACAGGAGGUGGAGGCUGGGGAGCAGGGGGAUAGGGGCUGGGGAAUAGAGAGCCAGGGACAGGAGGUGGAGGCUGGGGAGCAGGUGGAUAGGGGCUGGGGAAUAGAGAGCCAGGGACAGGAGGUGAAGGCUGGGGAGCAGGGGGAUAGGGGCUGGGGAAUAGAGAGCCAGGGGCAGGGUAUGGAGGCUGGGGAGCAGGGGGAUAGGGGCUGGGGAAUAGAGAGCCAGGGGCAGGGGAUGGAGGCUGGGGAGCAGGGGGAUAGGGGCUGGGGAAUAGAGAGCCAGGGGCAGGGGAUGGAGGCUGGGGAGCAGGGGGAUAGGGGCUGGGGAAUAGAGAGCCAGGGACAGGAGGUGGAGGCUGGGGAGCAGGGGGAUAGGGGCUGGGGAAUAGAGAGCCAGGGACAGGAGGUGGAGGCUGGGGAGCAGGGGGAUAGGGGCUGGGGAAUAGAGAGCCAGGGACAGGAGGUGGAGGCUGGGGAGCAGGGGGGUAGGGGCUGGGGAAUAGAGAGCCAGGGACAGGAGGUGGAGGCUGGGGAGCAGGAGGAUAGGGGCUGGGGAAUAGAGAACCAGGGGCAGGGGAUGGAGGCUGGGGAGCAGGGGGAUAGGGGCUGGGGAAUAGAGAGCCAGGGACAGGAGGUGGAGGCUGGGGAGCAGGGGGAUAGGGGCUGGGGAAUAGAGAGCCAGGGACAGGAGGUGGAGGCUGGGGAGCAGGGGGAUAGGGGCUGGGGAAUAGAGAGCCAGGGACAGGAGGUGGAGGCUGGGGAGCAGGGGGAUAGGGGCUGGGGAAUAGAGAGCCAGGGACAGGAGGUGGAGGCUGGGGAGCAGGGGGAUGGGGGCUGGGGAAUAGAGAGCCAGGGACAGGAGGUGGCGGCUGGGGAACAGGGGGAUAGAGGCUGGGGAAUAGAGAGCCAGGGACAGGAGGUGGCGGCUGGGGAGCAGGAGGAUAGGGGCUGGGGAAUAGAGAGCCAGGGACAGGAGGUGGAGGCUGGGGAGCAGGGGGAUAGGGGCUGGGGAAUAGAGAGCCAGGGACAGGAGGUGGCGGCUGGGGAGCAGGGGGAUAGGGGCUGGGGAAUAGAGAGCCAGGGACAGGAGGUGGAGGCUGGGGAGCAGGGGGAUAGGGGCUGGGGAAUAGAGAGCCAGGGACAGGGGGUGGAGGCUGGGGAGCAGGGGGAUAGGGGCUGGGGAAUAGAGAGCCAGGGACAGGAGGUGGCGGCUGGGGAGCAGGGGGAUAGGGGCUGGGGAAUAGAGAGCCAGGGACAGGAGGUGGAGGCUGGGGAGCAGGGGGAUAGGGGCUGGGGAAUAGAGAGCCAGGGACAGGAGGUGGAGGCUGGGGAGCAGGGGGAUAGGGGCUGGGGAAUAGAGAACCAGGGACAGGAGGUGGAGGCUGGGGAACAGGGGGAUAGAGGCUGGGGAAUAGAGAACCAGGGACAGGAGGUGGAGGCUGGGGAACAGGGGGAUAGAGGCUGGGGAAUAGAGAACCAGGGACAGGAGGUGGAGGCUGGGGAACAGGGGGAUAGAGGCUGGGGAAUAGAGAGCCAGGGACAGGAGGUGGAGGCUGGGGAACAGGGGUAUGGGGCUGGGGAAUAG
This is a messenger RNA of Salvelinus fontinalis (brook trout), 2091 nucleotides long. RefSeq names its product collagen alpha-2(I) chain-like. Lineage: Eukaryota; Metazoa; Chordata; Actinopteri; Salmoniformes; Salmonidae. The record is from RefSeq and is a predicted model, not a curated record. The transcript has a single exon. The coding region runs from base 1 to 2091 and encodes 696 amino acids.